Lathyrus sativus (Indian pea) is the source of this 636-nucleotide messenger RNA. The record is from the annotation of a GenBank genome assembly. NCBI's taxonomy places the organism in Eukaryota, Viridiplantae, Streptophyta, Magnoliopsida, Fabales, Fabaceae.
AUGCAUUCUCUGUUUUUCCACAACGCAAACGCAACAACACUACACUCUCUCAACUUAACUUCUUCACUUCUUUUCCCAAAUAAUCACAAUCUCUCCUCAAAACCUCGUUUCCAAUCCUCCAGAAAAACCAACACACCAAACCCCAAACACGUCCCUAACAAAAAGGUUAUAAUCCUCUGGGACCUCGACAACAAACCUCCACGUGGACCUCCACACGACGCCGCACUCUCUCUCAAAACCCUCGCCGAACGCUUCGGCGACGUCAUUUCUAUCUACGCUCACACAAAACGGCACUCCUUCUUCAACCUACCUAAAUGGAAUCCCAACCAAAACCCCAACCCUAAUUCGAUUCUCUGCCGCGUUUGCGGUCACGAAUGUAAAUCAAUUUCCGAUCUCGAAAUUCAUUUCAGGAGAGUUCACUUGAACCGGCGUGGGAAGUUGCGGGAAAAAUUGAGAUCGGUUAAGUUGAGCCGGUCGAGGGUCGGGGUCGUUCGGAGAAUUCAUCCGUAUAAUCCGUAUAAUGAUUCAUUUUGUUUUUAUUUUAUGCUGAUUGUUCAUUUGAUUGAUUUUCUUGUCUGUUCUACCUCUUCUGUUUUUUCGAUUGAGAUAAGGAACAAUAUUAAUUUUCAUAUUUGA